Molecule: messenger RNA, 2332 nt
Organism: Lycium barbarum (goji berry)
Lineage: Eukaryota; Viridiplantae; Streptophyta; Magnoliopsida; Solanales; Solanaceae
Product: AT-hook motif nuclear-localized protein 5-like
Exons: 5
Coding region: 1023-2039 (338 amino acids)
Molecular function (GO): minor groove of adenine-thymine-rich DNA binding
Source: RefSeq, a predicted model, not a curated record
AUAAACAAACUUACUCCAUCACUGACUUCUAUUCAACCCUCCCCUAAAAACCCAUUAUUUUAUUAUUAUUCUAAGUCUAAUAAGAAAGGUGUCUGUGUCUAGUCUCUACUCUCUUUACUUUAAUUCAAAAGGGCUCAAAUUUUUUCUAGUAUUUCAUUACACUUUUGUCUUUACCCUCCUUCUCUUUCCCAAAACUCACUUCAAAUCUAGGGUUUCAUUCUUUUUUUUUUUUUCAUCUCUGCUGUGUUGAAAAACUGUAUGUCAACUUUUUAAACACAAACUUACAACUUGGGUGGUAUUAUAGAGUUUUAAAUUUUAGACAUUUUUUCAGCUUGAGCUUUAAUAUGUGAUCUUUUUUAGUAGUUCUUUUGGUUCAACUUCCUUGUUUGUGUUUCUUUCUUCACUGAAAACUCCAACAUUUCCUUUUUUAGCCUUUUCCUCCAUUUCUUGAGAACCCCACUAAGCCUUGUCAAUUUUUUUUUUUUAACUAAUUUGAGUUAAAGAUUCAAUCUUUAGCAUUUUACACUGUUUUUUUCUAACUUGUUUGUGGUUCUUUUUCUUCACUGGAAACUCCAACAUUUCCCUUUUUUUCUUGUUUUUAGGCUUAAUCCUCUAUUCUUGAAAACCCCACUUAAGCCCUUGUUAAGUUUGCACUAAAUUUAUGUCAAAGUUUCAAUUUUUUUGUGUUUUUAGUUUUGUCCUCCAUUUCUUGAAAACCCCACUAAACCUCUUGUCAAGAUUUUACUAAUUUAUGUUAAAGUUCCAAUCUUUCUCUAAUUUUUUAGCUUAGUCUUGUUCUUGAAAACUCAACUUAACCCCUUGUCAAGUUUGUACUAAUUUAUGUUAAAGUUUCAAUCUUUUUGUUGAUUUUUAGCUAAAUCCUUCAAUUCUUGAAAACCCCACUUAACCCCUUGUAAGAUUUUUACUAAUUUAUUUUAAAGUUCCAAUCUUUUUGUGUAUAGAAGCAAAAAAAAAAAAAAAUCAGUUUAUUUUUGGUUCUGAGAGUUUUAGUGAGUAAAUGCAUGGAUGGAAGGGAAGGGAUGGUGCUAUCUGGUUCUGCUGCUUAUUAUCUCAACAGAGGGAUUAGUGGGUCUAGUUCUGGUGUUGGUGGUGGGUCUGGGGCACCCCCAGGGGUACCCACCCCACCUGUUUACAAUGUAGGGGGAGGUGGUACUUUGAGUUCUAAUACAUACCAAGUUGUUGAGAACCCAUCACCUCAUUUUCCUCAUGGAAUUAAUAUGAGUGUGGCAUCUAGUGUUUCACCUAGUGGUGAUCCAGUGAAAAAGAAGAGAGGCAGACCAAGGAAAUAUGGUCCUGAUGGGUCCAAAAUGUCAUUAGGACUUUCACCUUUGGCCUCUGGUACUCCUUCAAGUGGUUCGAUUACUCCGGGCCCAAAACGGGCCAAGGGCCGACCUCCUGGAAGUGGAUGGAAGCAACAAUUAGCUCCACUUGGUGAAUGGAUGAAUGCUUCAGCAGGAUUGGCCUUCACCCCUCAUGUUAUACACAUCAGUGUCGGAGAGGAUGUUGCGGCAAAGUUAUUGGCGUUUGCAGAACAGAGGCCUCGAGCUUUAUGUAUCUUAUCAGCUAAUGGAUCAGUUUCUGCUGUAACAUUACGGCCUCCUGCAAGUUCUGGUUCUACUGUCACUUAUGAGGGUCGUUUUGAGAUACUUUGCUUGUCUGGCUCGUACUUGGUCUCUGAAAGUGGUGGCCCACGUGAUCGCACGGGUGGUAUAAGUAUCUCGGUUAGUAGCCCUGAUGGGCAUGUGCUCGGGGGGGCUGUUGGUGGUAGGCUCAUUGCAGCCAGCCCUGUACAGGUGGUUGUAUGCAGCUUUGUAUAUGGUCCAAAGGUAAAGAGCAAACAAGAGACUAGUAAUACUAAAGGCGGCGAGGGAGAGUCUGCCGAAAAGUUGUCUAUACCGGUAAAUGCUACUACUACUCUGAGUCAAGAUCCGAAUUCAGCAACCGGUGUUUGGCCUCCAAUUUCAAGGCCGCCGGAACUAAGAAAUUCCCAGCCCGAGAUUGACCUGACGCGUGGAUGAUUAUUAAGAUUUGCUUCAAUGGACACAUGAUGACGGGGUUUGUAUAUAUGUGCUGUUGUUGUAAAUGAAACGCGGGAGGAGAGAUCAGCUCGAGCCAUUUAACUAGCUGCCCAUUUAGCAGAUGAUGAGGGAUUGUGCUAACACACUCAAUGUAACAAAUGUAUCCUCUUUUUAGGUUCUUUAAAGUAGCAAUGAUGGAAGUUAGAUUGUAAUAUUGCUGUCUUUAGAAGGUUUAAGUGUGAUGAUGGACCAUAUGUUAUUUUAGCAUAAUUGAUGAAUGAACUUUUUGCCUC